Molecule: messenger RNA, 3630 nt
Organism: Jaculus jaculus (lesser Egyptian jerboa)
Lineage: Eukaryota; Metazoa; Chordata; Mammalia; Rodentia; Dipodidae
Gene: Selenon
Product: selenoprotein N
Exons: 13
Biological process (GO): calcium ion homeostasis; skeletal muscle fiber development
Cellular component (GO): endoplasmic reticulum membrane
Molecular function (GO): calcium ion binding
Source: RefSeq, a predicted model, not a curated record
AUGAGGCUGCGCCCUCCCUCCCGGGCCUCCGCCCUCGGUGGACCGCGGAGGCCCCUUCCUUCCCCGGUGGAGCUGCAGAGCCUGCGGGACCCCGGGGCCGAGCGUCCCGCUCCCCGGGCAGCGUCAGGCGGGGGCGGAGGAUGCUCUGGGGAAGCAGGAAGGACCAGGGCCCGCGGCCCGCCUCCCUGUCCCGUGUCGCCGGCGGUGCGCGGCUCCGCCCCCGGCCCGGCCCGGCUCCGCCCGCCAGGCCCGUUAGUAGAGCUCGGGGUCGCCGCCGCCGCCGCCGCCAUGGGCCGGGCCCGGGGGGCCGAGCGCGAGCCGCGCAGCCCGGGCGCCGUCCCCGUCCCCGGCCCGGUCCCCGGCCCCGCCGCGCCCCCGCGCCGCCGCGCCCGCGCCCUGGCGCUGCUCGGAGCCCUGCUGGCCGCCGCCGCCGCCGCCGCCGCCGCCCGGGCCUGCGCUCGCCUCGCCGACAUCCAGGCGGCCGCGCGGCAGGAAUCAGCACUGAAGGUUCUGGGGACAGAUGGGCUCUUUCUCUUUUCCUCGCUGGACACGGACCAAGAUACGUACAUCAGUCCGGAGGAGUUCAAGCCCAUUGCUGAGAAGCUGACAGGGUCAACGCCUGUGACCACGUACGAGGACGAGGAGCUGCCUCCUGACCCCAGUGAGGAGACGCUCACCAUAGAAGCCCGAUUCCAGCCCCUGCUCCCGGAGACCAUGACCAAGAGCAAAGAUGGAUUCCUAGGGGUCUCCCGCCUCGCCCUGGCGGGCCUCCGCAACUGGACGACAGCAGCCUCACCGAGCGCGGUGUUUGCUGCUCGCCACUUCCGGCCCUUCCUGCCCCCUCGAGGUCAGGAGCUGGGCCAGCCCUGGUGGAUCAUCCCCAGUGAGCUGAGCGUCUUCACAGGCUACCUGUCCAACAACCGCUUCUACCCACCGCCGCCCAAGGGCAAGGAGGUCAUCAUCCACAGACUCCUGAGCAUGUUCCACCCGAGGCCCUUCGUGAAGACCCGCUUUGCCCCCCAGGGUGCGGUGGCCUGCCUGACCGCCAUCAGUGACUCCUACUACACCGUGAUGUUCCGGAUCCACGCGGAGUUCCAGCUCAGCGAGCCUCCUGACUUCCCCUUCUGGUUUUCCCCGGGCCAGUUCACAGGCCACAUCGUCCUCUCCAAAGAUGCCACCCACAUACGUGACUUCCGGCUCUUUGUGCCCAAUCACAGAUCCCUGAACGUGGACAUGGAGUGGCUGUAUGGGGCCAGUGAGACCAGCAGCAUGGAGGUGGACAUUGGCUACCUACCACAGAUGGAGCUGGAGGCCGUGGGCCCCUCUGUGCCUUCUGUGAUACUGGAUGAGGAUGGCAACACGAUUGACAGCCGACUGCCCUCGGGGGAGCCCCUCCAGUUCGUGUUUGAGGAGAUCAAAUGGCAACAGGAACUGAGUUGGGAGGAGGCUGCCCAGCGCCUAGAGGUGACCAUGUAUCCCUUCAAGAAGGUCAACUACCUGCCAUUCACAGAGGCCUUUGACCGAGCCAAGGCCGAAAACAAGCUGGUGCACUCGAUCUUGCUGUGGGGGGCCCUGGAUGACCAGUCUUGCUGAGGUUCAGGGCGGACUCUCCGGGAAACUGUCCUGGAAAGCCCGCCCAUCCUUGCCUUCCUCAAUGAGAGCUUCAUCAGCACCUGGUCCUUGGUGAGAGAGCUGGAGGAUCUGCAGAACCAGCAAAAGAACCCGUCCCACCAGCAGCUGGCGGGCCUGCAUCUGGAGAAGUACAGCUUCCCCGUGGAGAUGAUGAUCUGCCUGCCCAAUGGCACCGUGGUCCACCACAUCAAUGCAAACUACUUCCUGGAUAUCACCUCCAUGAAGCCCGAGGAUGUGGAAAACAAGGUCUUCAGCUUCUCAUCCACCUUUGAGGACCCAUCCACGGCCACCUACAUGCAAUUCCUGAGGGAAGGCCUCCGCCGCGGUGCGCCUCUCCUGCAGCCCUAACUCAUCUGGGCCUGCAGGAAAUUGCAAUAGGAAUCAAGGAGCCCUACCCAGCAGGCCAUGCCACCAGCAGCAUGUCUAUCUGUCUGGAGCCCUACAUCCUGGCCGUUCCCUGGGCUGUCUCCUAUGCUUAGUGUCCCCAACUGGGGUCAUUCUCAGCUGAUACGGCCUUCUAGAACCUGUGGGCAGAGCUCUCCUGAAGAAAAGGAAAUCACACUUGUCACAGCACUGCUUCUCAGAGCACUCCACUAAUGACCGGCCCCAGGCCUGUUGGGGACUUGGGGACAUCCUCUGUGAAGUAGGUUCUGUCUUUAACUAGAGGGCCUUGUGGACUAAGACAUUCGUGUUACCUGCCCUCGCACAGGGUCACAGUGGGACUGCUGGAGCCAGUGCCCCCAUGACACCUCCUGCCCCUGUAGCCCCCACUCCCUAGAAGUAUAACCUAGCCAAAGAACACAGCCUCCCCAAGACUCAACCUGUCCCAGCUACUGGGGAUACCAAGACCAGCUCCUCCACUAUGGGGUGGCCAUCCAUUCUCUUUGGCCAGUAUUGGGGCCUUGGUCCACAUUCUGAGCCACUCACCAUGGCCAGUCUUUUUUUGUUUGUGCGUUUCGUUUUAUACAUGAAGUGUUUUUAUAUGAACUUUCUCACAAUUUGUAGGUAUUUUUUAUAACUCAAAUUCUAAGGAGAAAGAAGAGAGCAAUGGCUUCCCUCAGCAGCUGCUCCAUGAUAGCUGGGUCUGAAAUCGCAGAUGGAUCCAGUCUGAUGUCCUCGCAGUUGCACACAUGGAAAGAAACAGACCUCUCUUCCUUCUUCUCCCUCCCCCUGCCCAUCUUUCUACAAAAAAAAGAAAAAGCCCUCCAGGGAUCAUUAUGUCGUACUACCCUGCCCCCCCCCACCACAGGCCCAUGGGUGCCUUGGGCUUCAUUCAUUAAGGCCUUGACAUCAACCAGUCCCCUAUGUGCCCAGUCCUCUCCUUAUCCCAUUGCCCUACCAGGGGCUCAACCUGAGACCUGACAGAGGAAGAAGGCAGGCUUCACCUCCGACCUGCCCCCUGCCUGACAUUAAUGUCCCCCUGUGGAGUCUCUCCAGUCUGUGCCAGGGCUAACAACAGCAGCCGGUUCCCAGAGCCUUCUGUCUCCAAGGCACUUGGCUAAGAUUACAGGCAUUUUCUCAUUCAAUUCUUACAACGAACCUGGGAAGUAGAUAAUUAUUUCCCUCUGGCAGAUGAAGAAACUCAGGAAAGUGAAGUGACUCCCCAGGGUCAGUCAGACACUAAAGUUGAGAUUCAAACCCACACAUGACUAAAUGCUGUGUCUUGGUUUGGGGAUGCUCUGUUUGACACUAUAUCCCUGACCCUCUCCCUGGGAUAGUGAGGAAAACUUUGUCCUGUCCCCUAGUCUGCAGAGCCAGCAGCUCUUGUCAGGUUCUCUGACCUUCUGGGAGGCAGUGCUUCCGUGAUCCGUACAGAGCCUGCUCUGUGCCUCCACCAUCUUGUAGACAUGAGCUCACAGCCCAUGUCAAGCACCAGUUGCUUGAACUUUUGGAAUCUUCAUGUGACAUCUGUCCCCUCUCCUACUUGCCCUCUUGUCACUCUUCUGCCUCUUGCCUCCCCUGUCCUCACCAUGUCCUACAAUAAAAUUGGAGAGACUA